Molecule: messenger RNA, 7686 nt
Organism: Aspergillus clavatus NRRL 1
Lineage: Eukaryota; Fungi; Ascomycota; Eurotiomycetes; Eurotiales; Aspergillaceae
Product: putative polyketide synthase
Exons: 7
Coding region: 1-7686 (2561 amino acids)
Biological process (GO): secondary metabolite biosynthetic process; fatty acid biosynthetic process
Molecular function (GO): oxidoreductase activity; phosphopantetheine binding; fatty acid synthase activity
Source: RefSeq, a predicted model, not a curated record
AUGGCUCCAAUUUCCAACCCUAACCCAACUCAACCAGGCGACUCCCCCAGAACCAACGGAGUUACCAUGAAUGGCAGCGAGUUGCCACGGCAACAUGCACCCUCAGUCCCCAUUGCGAUUGUGGGCAUGGCUUGCCGCUUCAGUGGGAACGUCAGGAAUCCUACUCAGUUGUGGGAACUCUGUGCGAAUGGGAAGGAUGGCUGGUCUCCCAUCCCCGAUUCGCGCUUUGAUGUGAAGUCGCUGUAUCAUCCUGAUAAUUCAAAAGCUGGCAGAAGCCAUGUUAUUGGUGGCUACUUUCUGGAUGAUGAUAUCGCUUGUUUUGAUGCCGCCUUUUUUAAUUUGGCCUCAGAUGUCGCUAGUGGUCUUGACCCUCAAGCCAGACUGUUGCUCGAGACUGUCUACGAAGCAACAGAAGAUGCUGGCAUCCCUCUAAACAAGCUCGCUGGCACCAAUACAUCGGUCUAUACCGGAACAUUCAACAAAGAUUACCAUGAAAUCCAGACCAAGGAUGCCGAGGUUUUGACCCGCUCCUUUCUCGCCGGCACAGGCACCGCAAUGCUCUCCAACCGCGUCUCGCACUUCUUUGAUUUGCAAGGACCAAGUCUUUCCAUCGACACGGGCUGCUCGUCGGGCCUGGUGGCAGUCCACCAAGCGUGCCAGAGCAUUCGCACUGGGGAGAGCAACAUUUCAAUUGUCGGUGCUUCUAGUACACUCCUUAGUCAAGAUGCUUUCAUUUCGGCAUCCACUAUUGGUGCCAUUGGUUCCGAAGGCAAAUGCUUCGCCUGGGACAGUCGUGCUGCCGGCUACGGCCGUGGUGAGGGUGUAGCGGCACUCAUUCUCAAACCUCUGGAUGCCGCGCUGCUCGCUGGUGACCAAAUCCAUGCCGUCAUCAAGGACAGCGGAGUCAACCAAGACGGCAAGACGACCACAAUUACCUCCCCAUCUGCUGACGCCCAGGUCAACUUGAUUGAACAAUGCUACCGUCGUGCAGGGCUUGAUAUCGCUCAGACUGGCUACGUGGAGGCUCACAUGACCGGCACAGCGGCUGGGGAUCCCGUUGAGGCCGAGGCAAUUGCGAGAACCUUUGGAAAGGCUCGUCAGGCAGAUGACAAGGUACUGGUUGGCUCUGUGAAGACAAAUGUUGGCCACACCGAGCCCGUUAGUGGUCUUGCAGCCGUUAUCAAGACUACAUUUGCGUUGAAAACAGCAUCGAUCCCUCCGAACCUCAACUAUGAGACUCCGAAUCCAAGUAUUGACCUUGAUAAGGGCCAUUUGGAGGUGCCGACACGGUUAACGCCAUGGCCGGAAGACAAGAUCCUUCGCGCUUCAAUCAACAAUUUUGGUUAUGGUGGAACGAACGCUCACGUCAUCUUGGAGCCUGCGCCAGCCCCAACAGCAAUUUAUCACCUGAAUGGACAGUCGACAUCUGAAGGAAGUCGAUCGGGUGAUAACUCGCGCGUUUUCGUGGUCAGCGCGAGGGACUCUGCCGCCUGUCGGACUGUGAUGGACCGUCUUGCUUCUCAUAUUAUUAAGACGUCACCAUCGCCAGAGAGCCUUGCUUAUACGCUCAAUGAGCGUCGAUCACUACACCCCUGGGUUGCUGCUGUCCGGGCCACGUCAAUUGAAGACCUGGCUGAACGACUCCGAGAGUCGGAACGCAAGCCCUCAUUUGCGUAUAAAAAGCCACGUUUAGGGUUUGUGUUCAAUGGCCAGGGUGCCCAAUGGCAUGCAAUGGCUAGAGAACUUCUUACCGUGUACCCUGUUUUUGGCCAUGCCAUCUCUAAUGCGGGCAAGAUCCUGAAGGAAUACGGGGCCUCUUGGUCAUUGAUCGAUGAACUUAAUCGUGAUGAAACCUCGACACGAGUAUCCGAAAUCCAUUUGAGUCAGCCGAUUAGCGUCGCCAUUCAGCUCGGCCUCGUCGAUCUGCUCAAGUCCUGGGGCAUCACCCCUUCUGCCAUCACCAGCCAUUCCAGUGGUGAAAUUGCCGCGGCCUAUGCAGCCGGAGCGCUGCCUUUCGAACAGGCACUCGGUGUGGCAUAUUACCGUGGCGAGCUAGCCCGCAAGCAACUCAAAGUGUGCUCCCUUACGGGUGGAAUGCUUGCCGUAGGCAUUGACCAACAGAGUGCUGAGCGACACAUCGCUGAAAUCACCCCUAGCGGUGGUGUCGUCGUAGCUUGUGUCAACAGCCCCAGCAGCGUUACCCUCUCCGGAGACUUGGACACUCUCGGCGAGAUUGCUGCUAGGUUCGAAAAAGAGGGAGUAUUUACCAGGAAGCUCAAGGUCCCCAUGGCCUAUCACUCCCACCACAUGAUGCCUAUGGUGGCUGAAUAUACCGAACGCCUGGAGGAAUUGCUUGACCUUCCCGUGACGCCGGAAUGGAAUGGCCCCCUGUUUGUAUCGCCGGUAACGGGUGAGGCUGUGACGGCAGUCAAGACAUUCGGGGCCGAACACUGGGUCCAAAAUUUGACCAAGCCGGUUCAAUUCAGUCGGGCAUUUGAGAACAUGUGCUUCAGCUCAUCGGACUCUUCAGCUCCUUCUGCCAAUGUUGAUCUUAUUUUAGAGAUCGGGCCUCACAGCACCUUGGCUGGCCCAAUUCGCCAGAUCCUGAAGGGAAAAGAUGUCAAAAUGCCCUAUGCGUCAUGUCUCAGACGGCCAAUCAAUGCCGUGGAGACAAUGCAAGACCUCGCAUGUGAGCUAUUGUCUCAGGGCUAUCCAGUGGAUCUCAAGUCGGUCAACUCUCCUAUUGGGGAUGCUCACCAUACCUUUGUGGCCAAUCUGCCCUCUUAUCCGUGGAAUCACUCAACUCGCUUUUGGGUGGAGCCAAGGAUUGCCAAAGAGCAGCGGUUCAAGAAAUUCCCUCCUCACGAGCUACUGGGCACGCCUCUGAAUGGAUCGAACGCUCUCACUCCCACUUGGAGAAACUUCCUACGUCUUUCGGAGAUUGAAUGGCUUAAGGAUCAUCAGAUCGAUGAUACAGUUGUGUUCCCUGGCGCCGGGUACAUUGCCAUGGCCAUUGAGGCCAUACGGCUUAUCACCGAUCCUUCUGAGAGCACAAUUCGGAAGUACCGGCUGCGAGACAUCGACAUUAUGAAUGCCUUGGUGCUUCCCGACUCCGAAAUGGGAGUGGAAGUGCAACUCCAGCUGCGUCGUUGCAGCGACAGAGAGCUUGACCACGAAGGCUGGUAUCAAUUCGAACUCUUCUCUCUGGCGAGUGCCGAUGCACCGUGGAUUGAGCACUGCAAAGGGUAUGUCACCGUUGAAACUGAGAGCGAGACUCGAAUCAUCGCGCUCAAUGAUGGGCGCGAGAUUUCACGCGAAGAUGCCUUUUUUGCCGACGGUGUUGAUCCAUGCCCUAUCGACAUUGAUUCCCUUUUCGCUGGUUUGCGUAAGCGCGGAAUCUACCACGGUCCGCUCUUCCAGAAUAUCAUUGACAGUCACGCAGCUCGUAACAGAGCAAUUACGAAUUUCGCAAUCUCAGACAUCGCUUGCCAGGAGCAUGAGUAUGUUCUGCAUCCCACUACGCUGGACUCUAUUCUGCAAUCGUCGUUUAGCAGCCUGCCAGAUGAUAUUGGGCAGGACUCCAUGGUUCUUCCUCGUUCGAUUCGUACAAUCGAUGUUCCGUGGAACUUCAAGAGACAAGGUGGUGAGAGAUUGAGAGCUUUGAGUGAGAUGGUCACAGGAGAUACGCGUGGCUAUUCAUCAGACAUAACGGUCGUGUCUGAUAAUUCCGAUGCAACCCGCUCUUUCCUUGAAAUCAAGGAUUUCUUUGGCUCGGCAAUUCCUCGUCGUGUCCAAGAUUCAGGCGAGGAGGCGGGCAUCUGCUCUAUCAACUGCUGGGAAUUGGAUAUCCUUCACAACCCUCCCGCCUCUUUCAGAGAAUCCAUGGUCAUUCCAGUGAAAGACCAUGAGAUUGAGCAAGAGAGGAAACUGAGCCGGAUGUCCUACAUCUUCAUCCAUGACGCUGCCGCGGAACUUGAAUCCCAAGAGUCCGAGUCCUGGCAAUGGCACCACAAGCGAUUGUACGCUUGGAUGAGAGAGGUUGUGACACUUGGUGAAGCCGGAAAACUCGGACCCAACAGUCAGUUAUGGUCUAAGCUAAGCCCAGGUGCGAAGAGGAUCCUGGCGGACGAGCUCAGCGCAGGGAAUGCGGCUGGUCGACUCACUGUUCGGAUUGGAGAAAAGCUCGCGAGCAUUAUCCGCGGAGACAUUAUGCCGCUUGAGCUGAUGAUGGAGGGUGAUCUCCUGAAUCAAUUUUACAUGCAGCACGAGGCUCUCAAGACCCGAUCCUACUCGCAUCUCGCUCGCGUUGCGGAGCUAUACGCAGUGAAGAAUCCUGGCGCCAAUAUCUUGGAGAUUGGAGGCGGUACAGGAGGAGCGACAAGUACGAUCCUUGAGGCUUUCGGCAAGAGAGGUUCUGACAACGGUACUAUCCUCGGUCAUUAUACCUUCACAGACAUUUCGCCAGGCUUCUUUGAGGCCGCAAGAGAGAAGUUUGCCCCGUGGGCAAGGAUGAUGGAUUUCAAGAAACUCGACAUUGAAAUUGACCCGCUCGCACAAUCCUUUACUUCUGGCAGCUUCGAUCUCAUUGUGGCGGCCUCUGUGCUUCAUGCGACCAAGAACCUCCAUACGACCAUGAAGCAUGUGCGGAAGAUGCUCAAGCCGGGUGGCACGCUGUUGCUCAUCGAGGCUACUGCCGAUCGUCUUGAAGGGCAGCUCAUCUUCGGGACCUUGCCGGGGUGGUGGCUUGGAGAAGAGCCUGAGCGGCAGAAGAGUCCCAAUGCUCCAUUCGAGAUGUGGGAUCGCGUCCUGCGGGAUACUGGAUUCACCGGCGUUGACUUUGAAAUCAGCGACUAUGAGGAACCUGAGUUCCAGUCAGCGCGUGUCAUGCUAUCGAGGACUUCCGCAACGGUGCAAGCGCCCAUCUCCAUUGUGGUUGAGGACAAGACGGCGGAGGAUCCCCAGGAGUGGUUGGCAGAGCUAUCCGAUGCAAUUCGAGAGAAAACAGGCGUUUUGCCCAAGCUCGUGGACCUGAGUGACGUUGAUUCAUUCAAAGACACAGUCUGCAUUGUUGCCCUUGAAAUGGGAAAUCCGUUUGUGCACAGCAUGGAUGCAGACGCCUUCCAAAAGCUCAAGAGCCUUCUCCUUCUCUCCAGUGGCGUACUCUGGCUCAGCUGUGGUGGCCUUGUUCAUUCCCAGAACCCAGCCUUCUCGGCUUCGGAGGGUCUUCUGCGAACCAUGAGACAAGAGGAUUCUCACACACGAUGGAUCCGACUGGGCUUUGAAAACGACGAAAAUCCGUGGACAAGCGGCAAGAUUGGACACGUCAUUCAUGUGUUGGAGCGGUCAUUCGACAAGGACGCCGAGACAAGCAACAUUGAAUGGGAGUACUCAGUGGCAGAUUCCCAGCUUCAUGUGCCCAGGAUCUUCCCCGAGAAAACUCUGGAUGCCAUUGCCAGGGACCUUAAACUUCCUCUUGAGCCUGCGCUUGAAGCAUUCCAUCAGCCUGACAAGCCCCUGGUAUGGGAGACGUCGCCGAGCACGGGCCUGGACCCAUACUUCGUGGAGAAUCCAGUGAUCCUAUCUACGGAUGUGCCAAGUGGGAUGGUGGAAGUGGAGGCAAGAGCUUUUGGCCUAAAUUUCCGUGAGGUGAUGGUUGCGCUGGGCCAGCUGGAAGAGCCCCUGACGGGCUACGAGUGCUCCGGCAUCAUCACCCGUCUAGGUCCCAAUACGGAGCAAAGCGGUUUGAAGGUUGGCGACCGCGUUGCAGCAUUGUGCAAGGGCCGUAUUGCGAGCAAGGGACGAACUUACUGGACUUCGGUUGUCAAGGUGCCGGACGAGAUGCCUUCGAAAAUGGCAGCCUCAUUCCCAGCGGCUUACACCACGGCUUAUGGCAGUCUAAUUCAAGUCGCAGGACUUCAGAAGGGCGAAUCAGUGCUCAUCCAUGCUGCAUCCGGUGCAACUGGCCAAGCCGCGAUUGUCAUUGCGCAGCAUGUUGGAGCAGAGGUCUUCGCUACCUGCAGCACUGAAGGGAAGCGAGACCUGCUCGUCGAACACUACGGCAUCAAACCUGAUCAUAUCUUUGCCAGCCGUUCUGGAAGUUUUGCUGCGGGUAUCAUGACUAAAACAAAUGGCAAGGGAGUCGAUGUAAUUCUUAACUCUCUGUCUGGGCCGCUGUUGAAGGCAUCUUGGGAUUGCAUGGCCCGCUUCGGCCGCUUUGUUGAUAUCACGAAGGUGGAUAUGGAGGCCAACCGCUGGUUACAAACAGCCCCAUUCAGCCGCUGUUCCAUGUUCUCGAGUUUCGACCUGUUGCAGCUUACUGAGUGUCGUGGCAGACUGACGCACGCGGCGCUGUCGGAGAGUCUCAACAUCAUCCGUGAGCGUGGAAUCUCUCCUGUGCACCCCAUUACGCCGUACCCAAUCUCCGAGAUGGCCACGGCCAUGCGUCAAAUGCAAGGAGGAAUGCACAUGGGCAAGCUGGUCCUCGUACCGCAUGAUGAGGAUAGAAUCAAGCUCAUCCGCCGCCCAUCGCCCGUCUCACUGGAUAGCCCUGGUGAGACCUAUUUGGUCGUCGGCGGACUAGGUGGUAUUGGCCGUGCCAUUGCGACGUGGAUGAUUGAAAACGGUGCGAAGAACUUGGUGCUCGUCUCACGCCAUGCCACAUCCCAUCCCGAAGCCCCUGCGCUUGCCAAGAUGGCCGAGACGGCAGGAUGCCGGCUCCAGAUCCACGAUUGCGACGUUUCAAAUGAGAUGAGUCUGCUGCAACUGAUCCGUGACUGCUCGGAGACAUUGCCCCCGUUCCGCGGAGUGAUCAACGGAGCCAUGGUACUCGACGACACUGUCCUGGAACGCAUGACAUUCGAACAAUGGAGCAAUGCUGUCCGGCCGAAGAUCCACAGCAGCUGGAAUCUCCAUACGCAUCUUCCCAACCUGGCGUUCUUUGUCAUGUUGUCAUCCGUGGCUGGUGUGGCCGGGCACAUGUCCCAGGCCAACUAUUCCGCUGGCAACUCCUUUGAGGAUGCCCUUGCUCGAUACCGAACGGCGCGCGGUCUACCGGCCGUGACCAUCGACCUCGGUGCUGUCAAGUCGGUUGGGUACGUGGCAGAUAGAGAAGCCAGUGGCGACGACCGGCUGCGGGCACGAGUCGAGAAUGUCGGUUUUGGCUCCGUCGAUCUGGAUCAUGUAUUGCGGAUGGUUGGACAUGGAAUCAGUGAGUCUCUGCGCCAGUCGCCAUCGCAGAGCCAGGUCAUUGUUGGGCCCAACUUCCACACCCUCGCCAGCGAGUCAGUCAUGAGCCAUGACAGACGAUUCGGUACGCUCCGCAUUGCCAGCCAGCGGGGAAUCGAGACAGCCGCCACAUCCACCAGUAAGACCUCUACGGCCGCGCUCGCGCAAGCACUCUCCAAGGCCUCGACUCUCACCGAGGCCGUGGCACUGCUGGUCCAGGCGAUCGUGGCCAAGAUUGCAGAAAUCUUCAAUAUUCCCCUCUCGGAUAUUGACGCGGAGUUGCCGAUGUCGCGCUACGGCGUCGAUUCCCUCGUCGCUGUGGAACUACGUAACUGGCUGAGCAGCGGCGCAAAGGCUAAAGUCACUGUCUUUGAUAUCCUCCAGAGCGCAUCGCUGAACGAGUUCGGUGCGUUGGUGGCGAGCAGGAGUGAGGAUUUGACGUCCAGGGAGCUGCCAGCAUAG